This is a messenger RNA of Paramecium tetraurelia, 800 nucleotides long. RefSeq lists its product as uncharacterized. Lineage: Eukaryota; Ciliophora; Oligohymenophorea; Peniculida; Parameciidae. The transcript has 3 exons. The record is from RefSeq and is a predicted model, not a curated record.
AUGAGCCAAGAAGAAUAUUAAAAAUAAGAAGAAGCUCCGAAUGUUAACGGUCAACCAAUCAUUGGAUAAGUUCAGUAGAUAUUAAAGAGAAAAAACAAAAAGAGAGCAAUUUUAAACCCAUAAUAGAGCACAGGACACUGGAGUGAAUAAGAACAUAAAACAUACAUUAAUUUUCUCAAUGUACAUAAAUCAGUCAUGGAAUCUUCUGAUUAAAAGAAAACAUCUAAAAUAUUUAAACUAAUGAGUGAAACUAUUGGAACGAGAAGUCCUUCACAAUGUAGAUCUCAUCAUCAAAAAUUUAAUCCUUUCUCUCAUCAAGUAAAAAAGAGGUAGAAAGGAGCUGGUCGCAAGAAAAAGGAAAGCAAUUCAUAAGUAGAUAAAGCUAACAAUGGAUUCCUAGAAAAUGCUUGUUUUCCUUAAUUUAUGUUUUAGCCCACUGCUCCUUAUUUCCCUUAACAACCUUUUGAUUUCUAGAUGAUGCAAUUACAAUAGUUUCCAUUUAUGAUGCAAUAUUUAGAUUAAACAAAUAAAGAUGAAGAAAAAAUAGUUUAAUAAGAUCCCUCUGGUUAUUUUCCUCAAUUCAUUAUGAAUCCUCAACAAGUAUAUGAUGAUAAGAACUAAUUUUAUAAUUUUGGUUUUCCACAACCAUAACAAAUGCAAUUCAACUUUAAUUACUUUUAACAAUUACCAAAUGAAUUCUAUGGUACCAAUUCGGCUGAAAUCAUCCAAAAGGAUCACUAAUCAGAAGAUCAAUGAUUUAAUUAUAUUGUUUUAUUAAGUUGCAUUUAAAGAAUUUAAAG